Colletotrichum lupini is the source of this 1032-nucleotide messenger RNA. RefSeq lists its product as uncharacterized. The transcript has 2 exons. NCBI's taxonomy places the organism in Eukaryota, Fungi, Ascomycota, Sordariomycetes, Glomerellales, Glomerellaceae. The coding region runs from base 1 to 1032 and encodes 343 amino acids. The record is from RefSeq and is a predicted model, not a curated record.
AUGGACUCGGACACAAUGGCCAGAAACAAGAACAAGAAGGGCCAAGGCCAAGGCGCCGCCGGCAACCAGAACCAGCCGGGCAAUAGCAGCAAGCCCGAGGAGACGAAGCCUGAGGAGCAGCAGCAGUCUUCCCUAGACCAAAAGACGGAAGAGCAGAAGCCCGAAGGUACCACACCGGUCGGGGAGUUCGGUAACCCCGCAGAAGGCGAGGGUGCCCCCACCACCGAUGAGAAGAAGGCCGAAGAUAGUAAGCCGGAAGACGCGGCUGCCAAGACGGACGACAAGACACAACAAGAAGAUGAGAAGAAGCCCGGCGACGACGUGAAGCCCGAAGAUGCUGCCGCCGGCGCCGACACCCAGUCAAAAGACAAGAAGCCUGAGACGGAAGAGCAAAAGCCCGUUGGGCAAGAGACCACGGACAAGAAGCAGGCCUCGUCAAACCAGGCCGGCGUCGAAGACGAAGCGGAGCCAGAGUCCGUUGUCGACAACGACAAGAAGCCCGCCGUAGGAGGCAAGGAGCAGGAGCAAGCAGAGCCCGCAAAGGUACGCUCCCGCGACUCUGGCCGCACAGAACGAGAAGCUGACCUCGAGGAGCCCACUGAACUCCAAGACGACGAGGAAGGUGAGGGCGAGUACUACGACGACGACGAGGAGUUUGAAGAAGGCGAGGACGGCGAGGUCUACGACGACGACGAGUACUACUCUGGCGACUCGCAAGACGAAGGCGAGUACGACGAUGAUGAGGACUACGACUCCCAAGAGGAGGAAGAAGAGGACGACGGUGGCAACUACACGACUGCGCAAAAGGGCGGCAACCAGAACCAGCAGAUGAUGCAGCGCCAGCGCCAGCAGCAGAUGCAGCAGCAGCAACAACAGCAGAUGAUGAUGCAGCAACAGCAGCAGCAGCAGAUGCAGGGCGGCGGCGGCGGCGCGGGCAAGAACCCGCUCAAGCUGAGGCUUGACCUGAACUUGGAUAUUGAGAUUACGCUCAAGGCCAAGAUCCACGGUGAUUUGACGCUGGCAUUGCUGUGA